ACAAACUUUUCCAGCUUCUCAAAUCGCAAAGAUUUUUUUUAACCUCUUUAAUACCACCAAAGGGAUCUGGGGCAUUUCUGUAUAUCUAGUCUCAGCAUGAGAUCCCUGUGAUAUAGUUAUACUUGAUGAGUGGAAGGCGUCAGAACAGGGGCACCUGCUAAGUCCCAAAGAUUUCUAAAGAGGAGGUUUUGAGAAAUUGCCCACAAGGCUGUGGUCAAAUCCGACCUUUCCAAAAAUCAAGUUGGUAACUUUACGGAUGAAAAGCCUGAGAAGUGGAGAGGUGGAAGCCAGAGGUAAUCCAGGGCGGCGCCGACCUUACAGCACAGCCUCCACGUGUGCCGCCCCUGCUAUAGAGAAUGGGCCUAAUCCGCCUGGGCUGAUCUGCUGGGAAGCCCCCACCUAGGGGCCUACAGCUUAACUUGCUCCCGCCGAGGGAAGGCCUGCGUUAACUGCAUGGCCUCCUUUGCAUUCCCCAGUCCCACGGCCAUUUUUGCAUCCAGAAACAACAGCACGCGCUAUUUGGAAACUCGAACUUCGUACCCGCGACCCAACGGGACCCCAAAGCCAGACCUGCACGUCAAGGAAGUCCGUGGCCGCUGCGAGGACCCAGGCUCCGCAUAUUCGCUGGAAGUCUGGAAUCCCCACUCACCCGCACGCGGACGUAUUUCAUCAUCCCCGGGGCCCUGCCCACUAGGCCAGCCCUGGCCGCGCGUUCUCACUAACCAGCGGCCGCAGAGCUCCGAGGCAGCGAAGCACAGCCAUAGGUGCACGCGGCUCAAAGCCCGGCGUCCUUCCCGCGCGCCCCGCCCCCUGGACCCGACCCCUUGGGGCGUGUCAGGAGGGCCCCGCCCGGGAGGCGCUGCGGCCGGCCCCUCUGUGCCCAGCUUCCCGGUCUUAAGUAGACUGCACCCCCCGGGUCUCCGAUUUCUUAGUAAUGUGUCAGGAGGGUACCCACGUGUCAGCCCUCGCAGGGUAAUGGACUCUGAAGACUUCUUUAGGAAAAUACUUUUCCUUCUGAGGGAGGAGUCGGAUACUUUUACUUCUGAGAGAGGAGUCGGAAGGAAAGGACCAACUCCCGAAGCCUCUCUGCUGCGUUUCCAAGGUUCCCACGGAACCACACGUAGGAGCGUCUUGUAUCCUGCGGUGCGACCCGAGACAUCGGAAGUGAAGGAUCUGCUAUUGACUCAAACUGCCUGUUUCAGUACUGAUUUGCAGAAAGACCGCAAGAUAGGUGGCGGGGUACAGACAUAAUCGCAGCCACUUUGGCGGGAC
Molecule: messenger RNA, 1272 nt
Organism: Suricata suricatta (meerkat)
Lineage: Eukaryota; Metazoa; Chordata; Mammalia; Carnivora; Herpestidae
Exons: 2
Coding region: 454-1251 (265 amino acids)
Source: RefSeq, a predicted model, not a curated record